Messenger RNA from Esox lucius (northern pike), 1147 nucleotides. RefSeq names its product dehydrogenase/reductase (SDR family) member 9 (gene dhrs9). The transcript has 5 exons. Gene Ontology annotation, molecular function: oxidoreductase activity. NCBI's taxonomy places the organism in Eukaryota, Metazoa, Chordata, Actinopteri, Esociformes, Esocidae. Bases 54 to 1013 code for a protein of 319 amino acids. The record is from RefSeq and is marked provisional.
GAUUCAGUAACUCGAAGAACGCUUUUAGGGAACUACAUUUCUGUUGCUGUGAAAUGUUCCUGAUUAUCCUUGGACUGGUGGCUUUAUGGUUUCUCUUCCGCUGGUAUAGGGAACUCGCAAGAGUACCGAAUAUAAGAGAGAAAUAUGUCUACAUAACUGGCUGUGACUCUGGGUUUGGGAAACUUCUGGCUAAACAUCUGGACAAGCUGGGCUUCCGUGUGAUUGCAGCCUGCUACACUGAGAGGGGUGAGGAAGAACUAAAGAAGGUCUCUUCUGAACGACUGAACACAGUCCACCUGGAUGUCGUCAGCACUGACAGUGUCAACAAAGCGACAGCAUUCAUCAAAUCCUUGGUUGGGGAGAAGGGUCUAUGGGCUGUGGUGAACAAUGCUGGAGUCUCUGUACCAUCUGGUCCCUGUGAAUGGAUGACUAUUGAAGACUACAAGUCCAUGCUGGAUGUGAAUCUCAAUGGGGUCAUUGGCGUGACGUUGAGCGUCCUGCCCCUCAUUAAGAAGGCUAGAGGCAGGGUGGUGAACGUGGCCAGUGUGUUUGGGAGGAUAAGUGCGUUCGGGGGUCCGUACUGUGUCUCUAAGUUUGGAGUGGAAGCUUUUAACGACAGUCUAAGAAUGAACAUGGCAGCAUUUGGUGUCAAAGUCCUGUGUAUUGAACCAGGGUUUUUCAAAACAAGUGUGACUGACAUACAUCUCCUGAGGUCAAAUUUGAAGAACUUGUGGGACAAACAGCCAGAUGAUAUCAAGGAGCAAUAUGGUCAUGACUACCCAGAGAGGGCGAAUGUGACUUUGGAGAAGAAUGUUGUGAAGUGGCUGGAUGCGGACCUGAUGAAGGUUGUGAACUGCAUGGAGCAUGCCAUCUCGGCAGUCCACCCUAGGACUCGCUAUUCACCUGGCUGGGAUGCCAAGUUUGUAUGGUUGCCACUGUCUUACCUGCCAUCUUGGUUUUCAGACAAAAUGCUCCUCAAAGAUUUAGCCAAGCCGAAGGCAUCUAUCCAUUAAUGUUAAUUAAUUUAAUUUACUGAAAUUAGAAAUAAUUCUUCAUUCACACUAACGGUAGUGCAAGGAAAGUCAAUUUUUUAUCAUUGGAAAAUGUGAUUCAGCCAAUGAAUAAAAAUAAACACACAUUUUCAAUC